GCUCUCCUUUACGGGAAGUGAUGUGGGGCCAGACGGAAAAUACCCGCCGAGGACCCAGAAAGGCCGGCGGCAGUGGACGCGGCGCGCACAGGACGGCGGGGCCGAGCCAGACAAAAAGUAACCUUCUCGAAGAGGACAUGUGAUUGGAAGUUGUCAAUUGCGGAAGUGUUGGCAACUCUGGUCUCUAAAGUUUUAGAAAAAUUGGACAAACGGUUCUCUGCCCUGUAAAGGUGAACCACUGAGUUCUUCAUUAUGUCUGAUGGGGAUUAUGAUUAUCUCAUCAAGUUUUUAGCUUUGGGAGACUCUGGAGUAGGGAAGACCAGUGUACUUUACCAGUACACAGAUGGUAAAUUUAAUUCCAAAUUUAUCACGACAGUGGGGAUUGAUUUCAGGGAAAAGAGAGUGGUGUACAGAGCCAAUGGGCCAGAUGGAGCCAUUGGCAGAGGCCAGAGAAUCCACCUGCAGUUGUGGGACACAGCGGGUCAGGAGAGGUUUCGUAGCUUGACAACAGCGUUCUUCAGAGAUGCUAUGGGUUUUCUUUUACUUUUUGAUCUGACAAAUGAACAAAGUUUCCUCAAUGUCAGAAACUGGAUAAGUCAGCUACAAAUGCAUGCAUAUUGUGAAAACCCAGAUAUAGUGUUAUGUGGAAAUAAGAGUGAUCUGGAAGACCAGAGGAUAGUAAAAGAGGAGGAAGCCAGAGGACUUGCAGAGAAAUAUGGAAUUCCCUACUUUGAAACUAGUGCUGCCAAUGGGACAAAUAUAAGCCAAGCAAUUGAGACGCUUCUGGACCUGAUCAUGAAGCGAAUGGAGCGGUGUGUGGACAAGUCCUGGAUUCCUGAAGGCGUGGUGCGGUCCAAUGGUCACACCUCUACAGAUCAGUUAAAUGAGGUCAAGGAUAAGGGGGCAUGUGGCUGUUGAAAAGUCAAGUAAGUGGUAUAGUAAUUCAAGUGGCCCAUGCCUGUGAUCUUCUCUAUGAUUGAUACCUGGUACAGUGAGAGAUGAAUGGGCGUUGUAUGUAUACAAACUGUUUCUCACCGUCUCCGUUAGACCUAUCAAUAAAGCAUCCAGUUUUAAAAUUAA
Molecule: messenger RNA, 1080 nt
Organism: Propithecus coquereli (Coquerel's sifaka)
Lineage: Eukaryota; Metazoa; Chordata; Mammalia; Primates; Indriidae
Gene: RAB27A
Product: RAB27A, member RAS oncogene family
Exons: 7
Coding region: 253-918 (221 amino acids)
Biological process (GO): melanosome transport; positive regulation of exocytosis
Cellular component (GO): secretory granule; melanosome
Molecular function (GO): GTP binding; GTPase activity
Source: RefSeq, a predicted model, not a curated record